AUGAACUUUGCGGCCCAGUUUUUCUACGCCAACUACUUGAGCGAUGGCUUCUCACCAAAGGAACUUGGGUCCCACGAUGGAGAGGAGUCUGACCCCUUCUGGCAGAGUGAGGAGGAGCGCCAGAGCGCCAGGAAGGCCAGCACAAAGGGGCCCACCUCGAGCAAGACCAGCCACGUCUGCAACGGCGCCCUGAGCCGCCGCGCCACGCUCAUCGAGCCAGAGCGCCUCAAGGACUUUGGGGAAGAGGAUCUCCUGAACGGCGACGUGAAGACCUGGGAGAUCAAGGUCGAAGGCACCCCGGAGAUUCAACUAAAGGACCCCCCCAAAACCAGCAAGAAAAGAGACAGUGAAAGCAAAGCUGUCCCCAAGCCUACAUCCGAGUACCUCCGCUUUGAGGACAUUAGUGCUGCUGCCUUCAAAAUACAGUCGGGGAUACAGAAGACCCCCUGCACGUACUCCAGACUAUCCAAACAGUAUGGGAUGGAGAUCUACCUGAAGAAGGAACACCUCCACUACACAGGCUCGGCCAAGGAAAGAGGAGUGCUCUACCUGCUCUCCUCCCUCACGCUGGAGCAACAGAAGAAGGGUGUGAUCGUGGCUACAGACUGUAACUUCUCCAUGGCCGUGGCCCAUCACGCCGUGGAGCUGAAGAUCCCUGUGUUCGUCAUCAUGCCGGCCAGCUGUUCCCCGCCGCGCCUCAGGACCUACAGAGACUACGGUGCCAUGGUCAUCUCUUACGGCAGCACGGCCAGGGACUCCCUCAACCAUGCCCGCCACCUGGCCAAGGAGAACGGAUACCUCUGUCUGGAAGAGGAUGACAGUGCUGUAUACCUGGCAGGUCUGGGAACAAUGGGCAUGGAGAUCCAUGAGCAGGUGUCCAAACUAGAUGCUGUCAUUGUGCCUGCUGGUGGGCAGUGUGGCUUACUGGCUGGCACAGCGGUCGCCAUCAAACACCUCAACUCACGCAUCAUGGUCAUUGGAGUGGAACCAGAAGGAUAUCCUCUUCUACUACAAUCCCUUAAAAUAGACAGUCCAGUCAAAGACAUGCACAUCACUCCCAACAAUAAGCUCUAUGGAGACCUGGUUGAACACUCACUGGGUACCCACAACUUCCAGCUGGCUAAGAAACUAGUGGAUAAAGUCAUCUCAGUCAGCGAGGAGGACUCCCUGGUAGCCAUGUUGAGGUUCCAGGAGUUUGAGCGUGCCACUGUGGACACAGAGGGAGCGAUGGGACUGGCGGCCAUUUUGGCCGGCCAACUACCUGAGCUGAAGGGCAAAAAGGUUGCUGUGGUGGUGAGCAGCGCCAACAUGGAGCUGGACCUGGUCCGGCAGUGUGUGGAUCGGGCAUUGGUUCUGGAUGACCGGGUCAGCAAGUUUACAGUACAGUUGGGAGACUUCCCAGGAGACAUGGCCAAGCUACUGGACAUGCUGGCCCGAGAGGAUGUCAGGUUGUUGGAUGUUUGCCACAGGAGCCACGGCGACAGAGCAGAUCUCUUCAAGGUUCAGGUGGAGUGUGUGGUGGAAACCAGGGAUAAGAGCCAGGCUAGCCAGCUCCGCAGAACUCUGUCUGAGCGCUAUCCCACACUACGCUGGCUGGACCGGUGAGCGCACGGACACACGCCGUCAGCUGCUCUCCCCUUCGAUGUGCACACGCACACACAAGCAUACAUACAUAGACACACACACACACAGCAAUGCAUCACAAGACAAUACUAAGCAGAAAGCAAAUACAGUACAGAGAAGAUCGACACAGAGGACAGCAUCUAUAGAUCCUUAGUGAAAAAGAAAACACACACACACUGUAAAAGAUGAACUCUGCUGCAACAAAAUGUGAAGGCAUUUCCUGCAGCUGCUAUAU
Molecule: messenger RNA, 1858 nt
Organism: Hypomesus transpacificus
Lineage: Eukaryota; Metazoa; Chordata; Actinopteri; Osmeriformes; Osmeridae
Product: L-threo-3-hydroxyaspartate ammonia-lyase
Exons: 11
Coding region: 1-1605 (534 amino acids)
Biological process (GO): L-serine catabolic process; L-threonine catabolic process
Molecular function (GO): L-serine ammonia-lyase activity; threonine deaminase activity
Source: RefSeq, a predicted model, not a curated record